AAAUGUGGAAAAAACGGGGACAAUUAUUCAUCUUUGAUGGCUUCCGUUGCGUGCACUGCGAAAACGAUUCAAGUUCUUCUAACCAAGUGGACGAAGUCGCGGGCAACAGCUAGUGACUUAUACAUAUUAUAAUGGAUAAGAGUGUUAAAUGAAAACAUGUUUUAGUGUAAUAUGCGUGCAGCGUGGGGUGCUUUUUGAAAAUACAAUUUCUUCAAUGUCACUCACCAUAAUGUCUGACUCUGUCAUCAGAGCGUUAGGUGCAGCGCAGACGACAGACUAUCCGUGACGCACUUUUUAGUCUGUGAAAAUAGAACCUGUGCAAUUUAUGCAGUCACGCACACAACUCGCAAUAAGUCCGGCGCACAUAAAAUUCGUGUAAUUCGGGCAGACAACGUUUGCUUCAACGCGCGCUAACGCAGACGGCGCACACUUUAGUCGGCAAUCUGCAUUUGCAAGGUGUGGACGCACGCGAUCAUGGCGCCAGAGGUCGAUGUAACACCGACAGAAUGAUCGAAGAUGUACGUCGAGUGCGUUGAAUGUGUGACAGACUUUUUCAAAAUCAGCGACAGGCUCUUUAUGCGCCGCAGACUCGAUCGCACAAAGUCUGUUGUCUGCGUUGCACCUUAUCAUCAGGCACCCCACGAUUUUUUUACGUUGAAACGUUUUCUCAUUCAAUCUUAUCCAUAAUUUGAAUAAUUUCGAAAAUUAUUUUCUACUAUUUAGUUAUAUGUAUACCUUCGGGUACGGAACCCAAAAAGAAGAAAAAACUGUGACAUGAAAAGCGCACGAAGCGCAACGGAAAGAUGAUCUCAUUCAAAACAAAGCCUUAUAUAUCUAGAAGGGUGUGAAAAUUAGUACGUAUGCGACGUUUGCGGGUACCGGACGUAGCCGCCGCGCGCUGCUGAUAUCUAUCUCGGAAGCAGUCGCGGCGCUCACCUGCCGCGGCCUGAGCGCGCGCACUCUGCUGGCGGCCGCCGACCCCGCGCCAUGUCGCCCGACCAACCCGACAACAACGCCGACUCCGCCGACACCAACAUGGUGUGGUGCCAGUGCGCGGCGUGCGGCUCGCGCGGGCAAGCGCUGUGGCGCGUGCUGCUGGCGGAGGGCGCGGGCGCAGCGCUGCUGGUGCUGCUGAGCUGCCUGCCAGCCGCCGCCGAGCCGCUGCACCGCGCGCUGGCCGCCGGCGCCGUGGUGGCGCUGCUGGUGCUGCUGAGCUGCCUGCCAGCCGCCGCCGAGCCGCUGCACCGCGCGCUGGCCGCCGGCGCCGUGGUGGCGCUGCUGGUGCUGCUGAGCUGCCUGCCAGCCGCCGCCGAGCCGCUGCACCGCGCGCUGGCCGCCGGCGCCGUGGUGGCGCUGCUGGUGCAGUGCCUGGACCACGUGUCGGGCGCGCAGCUGAACCCGGCGGUGACGCUGGCGGCGCUGGUGUGGGGGCGCGUGUCGUGGGCGCGCGCGCUGUGCAUGGCGGGCGCGCAGCUGGCGGGCGCGGGCGCGGGCGCGGGGCUGCUGCGCCUGCUGCGCGCGGCGGAGGCCGAGCUGUGCGUGACGCAGCCUGCGCCGGGGCUGGCGCCCUACAAGGCGGCGCUGCUGGAGGCGGUGCUGGGCGGCUGCCUGGCGCUGGCCAACUGCGCGUCGUGGGAUGUGCGCAACGCCGGCCUGCGCGACUCCUGGCCGCUGCGCAUCGGCAUCUCCGUGGCCGGCAUGUCGCUCGUAGCGGGGGAGUUGACGGGCGCCAGUAUGAACCCCGUGAGGAGUUUCGGGCCCGCGCUGUGGGCUGGCAACUGGACAAGUCAUUGGGUGUACUGGGCGGGCCCGCUGGGCGGCUCGCUGCUGGCCACGGCGGGCUACGUGAGCGCGUGGCGCCCGCGCGCAACCCACGCGCCCGCCAAGCCGCGCGCGCAGCCCUAGCGGCCUCUCGCCACCCGAUGUCUGUUAACAUUACUACGGAAAAUAAAUAUGCCUACUUUACGUAA
Trichoplusia ni (cabbage looper) is the source of this 1970-nucleotide messenger RNA. RefSeq names its product aquaporin AQPcic-like. The record is from RefSeq and is a predicted model, not a curated record. Gene Ontology annotation, cellular component: plasma membrane. Lineage: Eukaryota; Metazoa; Arthropoda; Insecta; Lepidoptera; Noctuidae. Bases 988 to 1905 code for a protein of 305 amino acids. Gene Ontology annotation, biological process: transmembrane transport. Gene Ontology annotation, molecular function: water channel activity. The transcript is spliced from 7 exons.